AUGGAGUGAUGCAGAAAUGGGGAAUCUAAGUCUAAAUGCUUUUCAUGUUACGGUCAUCGCUGUUUUACUUUUACAGACCGUUUUCAGCGAAGAUCAAACCGUAGCUCAUGUGGAUCAGACAAAAUCAUCCGAAACACGUGACAGUAAAACGAGUGAAACUGAAAAGAUUACUGAACAGACUGACACUCAGAAAUCUACAGGUGAAACGUCCGGUAAAAUACCAGUAUCAUCAUGGCAAAUGUACAUGAAAGUUUUUGAACAAAACAGAGCAGUGCAGUUGGAAGCAGUCAAAAACAUGCAAGCGUAUGGUAAAUACGAACAACGUUACCAGCUAGCAGAUAUUGUUAUAAAGCAAUUGAUGAAGGUACUUGCUGAGGCCAAAGUCAAUGUGACCCAGUGGGGAUUUGUACCUGGUGACCCAUACCCAGAAGAGACCCAUGUCCGUGAAGCUGUCUCUAAGGUGAUGGAGAACACGGCCAUGUUUGGUGACCUAGCUUUACGUCUCCCAGAUAUUGUUCACAGCCUGUACGAUAAGAACCGUGAGUGGCAGGAGCUGAUAGCCUGGGGUGUUUGGUUCUGUAACCAGACACAGGUCUUUGAGAUGUCCAGUGCCAGCGCCAUGCUUCUUAACCUGAUGUCUCAAGAGUUGAACCUGAUAGAGAGAGACAGGUUGUACAUCAAUCCAUUUACAGAGGAAAAUUUGAAGCUUCAAGAAGAAGAGAUUGCCAAACGUUUAGAUGCCAAAAAGCAGAUAAAAUUGGAGAAGAAAAAGAAAAAAGAGAAAAAGCGUGGCCCAAGGAUGAGUGGAUCAGCCAGAGUUGAACUCUGAAAUCUUCUUUGCUGUCUUAUGAUGGACUCUUUAUUGCCUACUUAUGCAGAACAGCAAGAGUUGUGUUUGUAAAAAUUCACAUGGGGUGUUUCGCCCUAUGUUACUGGUUA
This is a messenger RNA of Liolophura sinensis, 939 nucleotides long. RefSeq names its product coiled-coil domain-containing protein 134-like. The record is from RefSeq and is a predicted model, not a curated record. The transcript is spliced from 6 exons. Lineage: Eukaryota; Metazoa; Mollusca; Polyplacophora; Chitonida; Chitonidae. The coding region runs from base 17 to 829 and encodes 270 amino acids.